AUGGAGACAUCUACUUGGGAUGCUUUGAAUAAUUCAAUCAAAGAACUGAGUGCUGAAGAGCAACAAGCUAUCAGAAAUGUUCUUGAAAAGGAUUUGGAAUUUCAACAAUCGGAACAGAAUCGGAUUCGAUCCUUGUCAACAUGCGUGGCUAUCAAGAAAACAAGUCUCCAAGAAAAGAGACGUGCUAGCUCUGUUGCUGGAUCAGAAUCAUCUGAAAGUGGACUUUCUUCUCCUGGAAAUAUUUCUCAUGGUCGCACUUCUCCUCUUCCUAAAUGGAAUAAUCGAGUCUGUUCUAUCUGUCAGUGUACACUGGGAUACAUUUUAAAUAGUGGAACUAAGUGUAAAAAGUGUUCUACUCCUCUCUGCGACAAAUGUGCCCAUUCAGUGUCCAGUGGAACAUCUCAGAAUCCACAAAAAUACAGUCUUUGCACAGUUUGUUAUAGUGAACGAGAGCUAUCAGCAGCAAAGAACGAAUGGGUUCAAGGAUCGGAUGAAGCUGAGAAAACAUCUGAAAAACUUCUGAACGCAAUGAAAUUUUCAGAAAAAAGAAAUUCAGUUCAGAUUCCAGCAACACCGCCAGCUAUCAACAAAGGGAAAGCUCCGUAUAAAAGAAAUCUCACACUUCCUGCAAUUCAAACCAACUACUUGAGUGUUCCUGAUGAAGCACCAGGCGUCGUCCAAUCAGCUGGCGGCAACUCAAAUUUCUCUCCCAAAUUCUGGGGAGGAUCUCCUUCUCCGAGAAGUCCAAGAUCAUUCUCGUCAGCUAAUUCUUCUAACAUGUCUAUCAACUCUCCAGCUCCAAAUGAUUCCCUCCGUGCUCUCCAUCCGAGAGAACCAAUCGGAAGUCCAGCUCCUCGUCCAAUGUCAAGUACUCCGUUAACUGGAGUUCCAGAAGAUUCAACCAUUCAAAUUCCAACUGUUGAACGCCGUCGAAGCGCAUUCGAAGGAACCAGAAGGUCAGGAAAACUUCGCCGUCAAAGUGAAGCAACAGUCCCCACUUUUCAGUUGAGCAUGUGUUAUAGAGAUCCUCGGAAAUUUGUCGAAGCAGUUCUUCAUUACGACCGUAAUCGAUCCUUUUUGGCUGUUCAUGUUUUGUUGAUCAGAUCGGAAAAAGAAAAAGGAAGGCGUCCAGAGUUUGAGGAAUAUUUGCAUUUGGAGAUGGAGUUCCGUCGUAAAUGUAGCAAAUCCGCAAUGCGUCACAAAUCUCAAAAACGUAAAACGGUUGCAAAUCAGGACGUUGAGAAAAUGAAUGAGAUAUUCAAAUUUCCACGUGUCUCUGAAACUGCACUAAUGGAUGGAAGUCUCAAAAUUUCCUGCAUUGUUUCUUUCAAAAACGGAAAUCAAAGAUGCUUCGAGGGUUCAAUAUAUGUGAAAGAGUUGUGUGGAUUGAGAAAUGGAACUAAAGUUUUCAAAUUCAUUGAGUUGGCCAAUAUUAGAUUAUAUAGCAUUGACGAGGAAGAUGAAAUUCCAGAGUACGAUUGGAUUAUUUCGGUGUAG
Molecule: messenger RNA, 1497 nt
Organism: Caenorhabditis remanei
Lineage: Eukaryota; Metazoa; Nematoda; Chromadorea; Rhabditida; Rhabditidae
Exons: 14
Coding region: 1-1497 (498 amino acids)
Source: RefSeq, a predicted model, not a curated record